AGCUUCAGCUUCAAGGGGAGCCAUGAGACGGCUGAACCGUGCUUUCUCAAAAGCUUGGAAAGUUUCACACCACUGUGUUUGCAAUGGCCGCUCCUACACGGGAGCUUCAAGUGCACAGAUGCUGCAGAGUCUGCAAUUGCGACUCCUUUAUGGCCAGGGUGCCCAGUUGGCUCGCGCCAUGGACCGGGCGGUGUGCAGCAUCGCCGGGCUGGCGGUGGGUAUCAGCCUCUUAUCCUUGUACGAAAACAGCAGGGAGAGAUUGAUCCGAUGUCGGCUCCUAUCCAUGAAGCAAGACAUGCAGCUCCGGCGACAAGUGCGGGAGCUACAGUCCUGCAGCAUGUCGCUGGACCUGGCACAGACCGACGCCUUGGUCCAGAGGUUAUUUUGGAAAGACAGCCAGACUGACAUCCACGAGGCCUAUAGCUUUCCAAGUGACCAGCCCUUGGGCUCUGGUGCUUAUGGCGUGGUUUGGCUGGCCAGACACCGCAGGACUGGCCUCUACCGGGCCAUCAAGCGUGUUGAUAAGCGUUGGCUGAGACCUGGCGAGAUAGAGGCUUGGAAAAAGAUGGAUCAUCCGCAUGUAUGUAGGCUGGUUGAGUAUUUCGAGAGCCCACACUACUUGUGGCUGGCUACAGAGCUCUGCCGUGGGCAGGAGCUCUGUGAAAGGAUCAUCUCAGAGCAAAGAGGAUUGCCGGAAGCAGAGGUGGCGCAGCUCAUGGAGCAGAUGUUCCGAGCCACGUUGCAUUGUCAUCAGCGCAACACGCUCCACCGGGAUCUGAAGCCGGAGAACUUCUUGUUCACAGGGGCAGAGGGCUCUUCGGACGUGAAGCUCAUCGAUUUUGGCUUUGCGGUUCAGGAUGGCACUUGGUCCGCAGAGAACAAGUACGAUGGAACAUUGUUGUACGCUUCACCUGAGCAGUUGAAGGGUGCCCAGACUGCGAAGAGUGACGACGUGUGGUCGCUGGGUGUGAUCUUUCACAUCUUGCUGACUGGUCAGUUCCCCUUCUCCACCAGCGAGGAUGCCAUUUUCAAGGAGAUGAGCAACAGUGGUACUCUUCGAACAGAUGUGGAGGGCCACUUGCAGAAUCUGAGCACAUCAGCUGAAGCUGCUGACUUGGCGAAGCAACUGCUUGCAUGGGAUGCCUCAGAUCGCAUUAGCCUGGAGGCUGCACUAGAGCACCCCUUCUUGGCGCCAGCAAGUUCUGGGAGUCAGUCGCUCUUAUCGGCGCAGGAUCUUUGCAAUCGCCUUGACCGUUUUGUAGAUAGCUGUCGCUUGCAACAACUGGCGCAGACGGCGAUUGCCCACAUGCUGGGCGAGUGCCGCAAGGAUGGAGCGCUUGCGAGGGCGACCUUUGUAGAGCUCGAGCGCCUUGGGGAUGGAGAGGCAACCACGAUAGCCUUGAGCCAUUUCUUGCAGAUGCAUGGGAUCCAACCAACAGCGGAAUGGUUGGCCAAAGUGGAUCGCCACUUCAUUGGGGAGAAUGCCCGCAUGAGUUACACGAGCUUUUUGGCUGCCGCAUUGGAUCAUGCCGGCAUCACAGGAGAUCACCGCUUGAAAAGCACUCUCUUCGAUCUUUUGGACUCGGAUGGCGACGGCUUGAUCUCCAUCGAGGACCUGCGAUCUGGAUUGAACUUGAGCUUGGAAGAUAGCACAGAGGUCAUUUCAGAGGCUCUUGGUGAGCUCCGGCGUAAAGGAAAGAAGGAAACUUCGGGCUCCAUCACUUUCUGGAACUUUUUGCAUUUGCUGGAACCUGCGCCACUGCCAGCGGCCGAAGAAGCCCGCGCAGAGGACCUGCUGUCAACGCUAGCGACCUGGUUUAGACCUGGUCGCCUUUGCACCACUGGUUGAGGUCGUGGAAGCAGCCCCAAUGCUUGGACUGCAGAAUCCAUGUACAACAACCGCGGAGCCCAGCGUAGCGCCCUGUGUCUCUGUGCAAGUUGAGAUUGGCUUGUUGCUGUUCUCGUGUCUCUCAUGAUCCAAGGAUGCAACUGGCAGAUUUAGUCCC
This is a messenger RNA of Durusdinium trenchii, 2006 nucleotides long. Lineage: Eukaryota; Dinophyceae; Suessiales; Symbiodiniaceae. The record is from the annotation of a GenBank genome assembly.